AUGCCCGGCACAGGCGUCUUUCCACACACCUACCUGGUCGCAAUUCGCCUUCUCUUCGCCCUCGGCACAGUCAUGUGGUACUCGGAGUUUGAGGCCAUCUAUCAGACGUUCAGCGGACUUGAAGAGGUGGCGGACGAGAUGAUUGAGGCUCUGGGCGAGGACGCAUGGAACCCGGCGAAGGCUCGAACGGCUUUGAGCGAAGGGUCCGCCGAGCGCGAACGUUACGUGGACUUUGCCAUGCCGGUCCUCAUGCGCCGCCUCGUGAUCCAAGGCUUGUACGGCACCGACUUCCCCAAUUCUGCGCAAUACGAGGACGUCGACCUCAGCUCCAUGCCGUCAUUCUGGCGUCAGAAACCGAUCCGGGUUUCUUCGGGAAAACACUUCGACAUCGUCCAGCGCGCUCAAUACCUCGGCGAAAUCGUCCACAACUAUACCUGGCUGCACCGUCUCGACGACGUCUUGCAGCGAGCGGUGGAAUCCGCUUCGACUUUUCUCCAAGGCUCAAUCGGCCGGCCCGUUCCGCGGCACAAGGACGACGACGCCUACGUUCGUACACAAGGACCAACGCAAGAUGAGGACCGGGCAAGCACGGUUAGCGGAAGGCAGCAGCGCGGAUUGCAGAGGUAG
Rhodotorula toruloides NP11 is the source of this 627-nucleotide messenger RNA. RefSeq lists its product as uncharacterized. The record is from RefSeq and is a predicted model, not a curated record. The coding region runs from base 1 to 627 and encodes 208 amino acids. NCBI's taxonomy places the organism in Eukaryota, Fungi, Basidiomycota, Microbotryomycetes, Sporidiobolales, Sporidiobolaceae. The transcript has 3 exons.